AUGACUGAAGGAAAUAUCGCAAAGUGGAAUGUUAAGGAAGGGGAUUCAUUUUCGGCCGGUGAUGUCUUACUCGAGAUCGAAACGGACAAGGCUUCAAUGGAUGUGGAAGCCCAGGAUGAUGGUAUCAUGGCAAAGAUUACAAUGGGAGAUGGUAGUAAGGGAAUCAAAGUUGGCACAAGAAUUGGUGUUCUUGCCGAAUCCGGAGAUGAUUUGAGUUCAUUGGAAAUACCAGCUGAAGAUAGUGCUGCCCCUCCAUCACCAAAAGAAGAGGUUUCAAAGCCAGACCCGGCAAAGUCCUCGGAAUCACAAGCCGAAGCUCCUCCUACCUCGAAGCCUUCCGCGGAGACUGCUGCUCCCGCGAAGAAGUCUUCUGGAAAAGCAAAGAAACAAACAUAUCCUCUACUUCCUUCAGUCGAACAUUUGAUUCAUGAACGUGGAUUAAAUGCAUCUGAUAUUGAAAAGAUGAUUCCUAGUGGACCUAAUAAUCGCCUAUUGAAAGGAGAUGUCCUAGCAUAUUUGGGCUCAAUAUCUUCCUCAUACCCCACCGAACUUUCGCAAAAGAUUGCAAAACUCUCCCACCUCGACCUAAGCAAUAUCAAGAUUGCCCCUCCCAAAGCAACUAAACCUGCCAAGAAGGAUGCACCAGCACCAAAACCAAUCACAUUCCAUCGUGUAGCCCACACAAUCUCCAUGAAGGCAGCCUUAGAGGUUCAACAGAGGAUACAAUCCACACUUGGCGUACAUAUCCCUCUCUCAACAUUCAUCGAACGCGCAGCAGAUGUCGCCAAUGAUGACCUCCCCCGCCCAAAGAACUACACACCAACACCAGAUGAACUUUUCGAUUCUGUCCUCGGACUUGACAAAGUUAACCCAGUGAAUGGAGUUAGAGGGAACUUCAUACCUGAGAGUGGCGUCGCCCUUCGCCAAGUUAUCCAGGCUUCACAAUCAUCCAAACAGAACAACGACGUCGAUAUUUACGAUCUCUUAUCUGGCGUCAUGAAAAAGGCACCGCUCAAACGCUCGGUACCAAAGCCGGAGCCGGUUGAAGAAAACGAGUUUUGGGUAAAUAUCCCAGAAACUGAUAUGGAAACUGCAUCAGUUUUCAUGCAGAGAUUUAAGCUCGUCUUGGAGAAGGAGCCAGGGAGGUUGAUUCUGUAA
Messenger RNA from Sclerotinia sclerotiorum 1980 UF-70, 1158 nucleotides. RefSeq lists its product as hypothetical. Gene Ontology annotation, molecular function: dihydrolipoyllysine-residue acetyltransferase activity. The coding region runs from base 1 to 1158 and encodes 385 amino acids. NCBI's taxonomy places the organism in Eukaryota, Fungi, Ascomycota, Leotiomycetes, Helotiales, Sclerotiniaceae. The record is from RefSeq and is a predicted model, not a curated record. Gene Ontology annotation, biological process: pyruvate decarboxylation to acetyl-CoA. The transcript has a single exon. Gene Ontology annotation, cellular component: pyruvate dehydrogenase complex.